Messenger RNA from Knipowitschia caucasica, 2133 nucleotides. The record is from the annotation of a GenBank genome assembly. Lineage: Eukaryota; Metazoa; Chordata; Actinopteri; Gobiiformes; Gobiidae.
AUGGGGCUCAACACGGAGCGAAAACACGUCUCAUCUCCUUCUUAUCACCACACGGACUGGCACUCACCUCCGGGCGGGUAUGGAAGCUGCUCCGGUCCAAACGACAUCUCCGUCUGCCCGGUGCGUCUGCCCGGUGCGUCUGCCCGGCGCAGAGGACAUCCAGCGUCAUCCUCCACAGUUUUCUCUCGUGUCAAACUGAUCAACAGCUGCCUCGCUAUUUCCACUGCAGUCCAGUACUGCCCUUUACCGUUCCGUAACGGGCCAGAGUGGGCCAGAGUGGGCCAGAGUGGUGAGGAGGUGAGGGACAGGAGGCCCCUGGACUCUGUGGAGGAGGUGAGGGACAGGAGGCCCCUGGACUCUGUGGAGGAGGUGAGGGACAGGAGGCCCCUGGACUCUGUGGAGGAGGUGAGGGACAGUAGGCCCCUGGACUCUGUGGAGGAGGUGAGGGACAGGAGGCCCCUGGACUCUGUGGAGGAGGUGAGGGACAGGAGGCCCCUGGACUCUGUGGAGGUGGUGAGGGACAGGAGGCCCCUGGACUCUGUGGAGGAGGUGAGGGACAGGAGGCCCCUGGACUCUGUGGAGGAGGUGAGGGACAGGAGGCCCCUGGACUCUGUGGAGGAGGUGAGGGACAGGAGGCCCCUGGACUCUGUGGAGGAGGUGAGGGACAGGAGGCCCCUGGACUCUGUGGAGGAGGUGAGGGACAGGAGGCCCCUGGACUCUGUGGAGGAGGUGAGGGACAGGAGGCCCCUGGACUCUAUGGAGGAGGUGAGGGACAGGAGGCCCCUGGACUCUGUGGAGGAGGUGAGGGACAGGAGGCCCCUGGACUCUGUGGAGGAGGUGAGGGACAGGAGGCCCCUGGACUCUGUGGAGGAGGUGAGGGACAGGAGGCCCCUGGACUCUGUGGAGGAGGUGAGGGACAGGAGGCCCCUGGACUCUGUGGAGGAGGUGAGGGACAGGAGGCCCCUGGACUCUGUGGAGGAGGUGAGGGACAGGAGGCCCCUGGACUCUGUGGAGGAGGUGAGGGGACAGGAGGCCCCUGGACUCUGUGGAGGAGGUGAGGGACAGGAGGCCCCUGGACUCUAUGGAGGAGGUGAGGGACAGGAGGCCCCUGGACUCUGUGGAGGAGGUGAGGGACAGGAGGCCCCUGGACUCUGUGGAGGAGGUGAGGGACAGGAGGCCCCUGGACUCUGUGUGGAGGAGGUGAGGGACAGGAGGCCCCUGGACUCUGUGGAGGAGGUGAGGGACAGGAGGCCCCUGGACUCUGUGGAGGAGGUGAGGGACAGGAGGCCCCUGGACUCUGUGGAGGAGGUGAGGGACAGUAGGCCCCUGGACUCUGUGGAGGAGGUGAGGGACAGGAGGCCCCUGGACUCUGUGGAGGAGGUGAGGGACAGGAGGCCCCUGGACUCUGUGGAGGUGGUGAGGGACAGGAGGCCCCUGGACUCUGUGGAGGAGGUGAGGGACAGGAGGCCCCUGGACUCUGUGGAGGAGGUGAGGGACAGGAGGCCCCUGGACUCUGUGGAGGAGGUGAGGGACAGGAGGCCCCUGGACUCUGUGGAGGAGGUGAGGGACAGGAGGCCCCUGGACUCUGUGGAGGAGGUGAGGGACAGGAGGCCCCUGGACUCUGUGGAGGAGGUGAGGGACAGGAGGCCCCUGGACUCUAUGGAGGAGGUGAGGGACAGGAGGCCCCUGGACUCUGUGGAGGAGGUGAGGGACAGGAGGCCCCUGGACUCUGUGGAGGAGGUGAGGGACAGGAGGCCCCUGGACUCUGUGGAGGAGGUGAGGGACAGGAGGCCCCUGGACUCUGUGGAGGAGGUGAGGGACAGGAGGCCCCUGGACUCUGUGGAGGAGGUGAGGGACAGGAGGCCCCUGGAUUCUGUGGAGGAGGUGAGGGACAGGAGGCCCCUGGACUCUGUGGAGGAGGUGAGGGACAGGAGGCCCCUGGACUCUGUGGAGGAGGUGAGGGGACAGGAGGCCCCUGGACUCUGUGGAGGAGGACCGCUCCGGGCCUCACCCAGAGUUUCCUCUGGCUUGGCCCUGCCCAGGCAUAGUUCACCAUCUUUUGGGUCCUAUCGCUCGCUCAUGCUCCACCUUCACCUCCCGACGGAGCAGGCAAAACGGGUUAGGACCAGUUAG